GACGGGGCGGGCCGCGGGGACCCGGGCAGCCCGCGCACUUGGCAGGAGCUUGCAGCUGCCGCCGCCCGCGCCUCCGAGGUUUCACGGCUUCUUCAGCAGAGACCCGAGGUCGGCCGCCAUGUCCGCCGCAGAGGAGGUUGACGGGCUGGGCGUGGCCCGGCCGCACUAUGGCUCUGUCCUGGAUAAUGAAAGACUUACUGCAGAGGAGAUGGAUGAAAGGAGACGUCAGAAUGUGGCUUAUGAGUACCUUUGUCAUUUGGAAGAAGCAAAGAGAUGGAUGGAAGCGUGCCUCGGGGAAGAUCUGCCCCCUACCACAGAACUGGAGGAGGGGCUGAGGAAUGGGGUCUAUCUCGCCAAACUGGGGAACUUCUUCUCUCCCAGAGUGGUGUCCCUCAAAAAAAUCUAUGAUCGAGAACAGACCAGAUACAAGGCGACUGGCCUGCACUUCAGACACACUGAUAACGUGAUUCAGUGGUUGAAUGCCAUGGAUGACAUUGGAUUGCCUAAGAUUUUUUACCCAGAAACUACAGAUAUCUAUGAUCGAAAGAACAUGCCAAGGUGUAUCUACUGUAUCCAUGCACUCAGUUUGUACCUGUUCAAGCUAGGCCUGGCCCCUCAAAUUCAAGACCUAUAUGGAAAGGUUGACUUCACAGAAGAAGAAAUUAACAACAUGAAGACUGAGUUGGAGAAGUAUGGCAUCCAGAUGCCUGCCUUUAGCAAGAUUGGGGGCAUUCUGGCUAAUGAACUCUCAGUGGACGAAGCUGCAUUACAUGCUGCUGUUAUUGCUAUUAAUGAAGCCAUUGACCGUAGAAUGCCAGCCGACACGUUUGCAGCUUUGAAAAAUCCCAAUGCCAUGCUUGUAAAUCUUGACGAGCCCUUGGCAUCCACCUACCAGGAUGUACUUUACCAGGCUAAGCAGGACAAAAUGACAAAUGCUAAAAACAGGACAGAAAACUCAGAGAGAGAAAGAGAUGUUUAUGAGGAGCUGCUCACGCAAGCUGAAAUUCAAGGCAAUGUAAACAAAGUCAAUACAUUUUCUGCAUUAGCAAAUAUCGACCUAGCUUUAGAGCAAGGAGUUGCACUGGCCUUGUUCAAGGCUCUGCAGUCACCAGCCCUGGGUCUUCGAGGACUGCAGCAACAGAAUAGUGACUGGUACUUGAAGCAGCUCCUGAGUGACAAACAGCAGAAGAAACAGAGUGGUCAGGCUGACCCCCUGCAGAAGGAGGAGCUGCAGUCUGGAGUGGAUGCUGCAAACAGUGCUGCCCAGGAGUAUCAGAGAAGGUUGGCAGCAGUAGCAGCGAUUAAUGCUGCCAUCCAGAAGGGUGUUGCUGAGAAGACUGUUUUGGAACUGAUGAACCCUGAAGCCCAGCUGCCCCAAGUGUAUCCAUUUGCCGCCGAUCUCUAUCAGAAGGAGCUGGCUACCCUGCAGCAACAGAGUCCUGAACAUAAUCUCACCCACCCAGAGCUCUCUGUCGCAGUGGAGAUGUUGUCAUCAGUGGCCCUAAUCAACCGGGCUUUGGAAUCAGGAGACAUGAACACAGUGUGGAAGCAAUUGAGCAGUUCAGUUACUGGCCUUACCAAUAUUGAGGGAGAAAACUGUCAGAGGUAUCUCGAUGAGCUGAUGAAACUGAAAGCUCAGGCACAUGCAGAGAAUAAUGAAUUCAUUACAUGGAAUGAUAUCCAAGCUUGCGUGGACCAUGUGAACCUGGUGGUGCAAGAGGAACAUGAGAGGAUUUUAGCCAUUGGUUUAAUUAAUGAAGCCCUGGAUGAAGGUGAUGCCCAAAAGACUCUGCAAGCCUUGCAGAUUCCUGCAGCUAAACUUGAGGGAGUCCUUGCAGAAGUAGCUCAGCAUUACCAAGACACACUGAUCAGAGCGAAGAGAGAGAAAGCCCAGGAAACCCAGGAUGAGUCAGCUGUGCUGUGGUUGGAUGAAAUUCAAGGUGGAAUCUGGCAGUCCAACAAAGACACCCAAGAAGCCCAGAAGUUUGCCUUAGGAAUCUUUGCCAUUAAUGAAGCAGUAGAAAGUGGUGAUGUUGGCAAAACACUGAGUGCCCUUCGUUCCCCUGAUGUUGGCUUAUAUGGAGUCAUCCCUGAAUGUGGUGAAACUUACCAGAGUGACCUUGCUGAAGCCAAGAAGAAAAAACAGGCAGCGGGAGAUAAUGACAGCAAGUGGGUGAAGCACUGGGUGAAAGGUGGAUACUAUUAUUACCACAAUCUGGAGACCCAGGAAGGAGGAUGGGACGAACCCCCAAAUUUUGUGCAGAAUUCUAUGCAGCUUUCUCGGGAGGAGAUCCAGAGUUCCAUCUCUGGAGUGACAGCUGCGUAUAACCGAGAACAGCUCUGGCUGGCCAAUGAAGGCCUGAUCACCAGGCUGCAGGCCCGCUGCCGUGGAUACUUAGUUCGACAGGAAUUCCGAUCCAGGAUGAAUUUCCUGAAGAAACAAAUCCCUGCCAUCACCUGCAUUCAGUCCCAGUGGAGAGGGUACAAGCAGAAGAAGGCCUAUCAAGACCGGUUAGCUUACCUGCGCUCCCACAAAGAUGAAGUUGUAAAGAUUCAAUCCCUGGCAAGGAUGCACCAAGCUAGAAAGCGCUAUCGAGAUCGCCUGCAGUACUUCCGGGACCACAUAAAUGACAUUAUAAAAAUCCAGGCUUUUAUUCGGGCCAACAAAGCUCGGGAUGACUACAAGACUCUCAUCAAUGCUGAGGAUCCUCCUAUGAUUGUUGUCCGAAAAUUUGUCCACCUGCUGGACCAAAGUGACCAGGAUUUUCAGGAGGAGCUUGACCUUAUGAAGAUGCGGGAAGAGGUCAUCACCCUCAUUCGUUCUAACCAGCAGCUGGAGAAUGACCUCAAUCUCAUGGAUAUCAAAAUUGGACUGCUAGUGAAAAAUAAGAUUACAUUGCAGGAUGUGGUUUCCCACAGUAAAAAACUUACCAAAAAAAAUAAGGAACAAUUGUCUGAUAUGAUGAUGGUAAAUAAACAGAAGGGAGGUCUCAAGGCUUUGAGCAAGGAGAAGAGAGAAAAGUUGGAAGCUUACCAGCACCUGUUUUAUUUACUGCAAACCAAUCCCACCUAUCUGGCCAAGCUAAUUUUUCAGAUGCCCCAGAACAAGUCCACCAAGUUCAUGGACUCUGUGAUCUUCACACUCUACAACUAUGCAUCCAACCAGCGAGAGGAGUACCUGCUUCUGCGGCUCUUUAAGACAGCGCUCCAGGAGGAAAUCAAGUCAAAGGUAGAUCAGAUUCAAGAGAUUGUGACAGGAAAUCCUACAGUUAUUAAAAUGGUUGUAAGUUUCAACCGUGGUGCCCGUGGCCAGAAUGCCCUGAGACAGAUCUUGGCCCCAGUCGUGAAGGAAAUUAUGGAUGACAAAUCUCUCAACAUCAAAACUGACCCUGUGGAUAUUUACAAAUCUUGGGUUAAUCAGAUGGAGUCUCAGACAGGAGAGGCAAGCAAACUGCCCUAUGAUGUGACCCCUGAGCAGGCACUAGCUCAUGAAGAAGUGAAGACCCGGCUAGACAACUCGAUCAGGAACAUGCGGGCUGUGACAGACAAGUUUCUCUCAGCCAUUGUCAGCUCUGUGGACAAAAUCCCUUACGGGAUGCGCUUCAUUGCCAAAGUGCUGAAGGACUCGUUGCAUGAGAAGUUCCCUGAUGCUGGUGAGGAUGAGCUGUUGAAGAUUAUUGGUAACUUGCUUUAUUAUCGAUACAUGAAUCCAGCCAUUGUUGCUCCUGAUGCCUUUGACAUCAUUGACCUGUCGGCGGGAGGCCAGCUUACCACAGACCAACGCCGAAACCUGGGCUCCAUUGCAAAAAUGCUUCAGCAUGCUGCUUCCAAUAAGAUGUUUCUGGGAGAUAACGCUCACUUAAGCAUCAUUAAUGAAUAUCUUUCCCAGUCCUACCAGAAAUUCAGACGGUUUUUCCAAACUGCUUGUGAUGUCCCAGAACUUCAGGAUAAAUUUAAUGUGGAUGAGUACUCUGAUUUAGUAACUCUCACCAAACCAGUCAUCUACAUUUCCAUUGGUGAAAUCAUCAACACCCACACUGUAAGUAUUUUUCUUUAAUUACUUAAUUUCAUUGCUCUGUCCUUAAUUAUUUUCCUUGGCUGCUGCUUAUCGCCUCUGGUAGCCAGGUGUCUCACCUUCCUGUGAUCUAGCUGACAAUACAUCACCUUGUUGUCUCUUUUGUUGCUUGUUAGUCUUAACACUAUCUACUGCUAAGUUUCUACAGGUCUCCCCAGGCCACCUGCAUCAGAAUCAUAUGGGCUGAUCGUUAAAAAUGAAGUUUUCUGGGCCCCACCCCAGGCCUAGUGAAUCAGAAUCCCACUAAAUUCAUCUAGUGCCUUGAUCAAAAAAAAAAAUAGUGCUUUUACUCUUUUUUCUUUUUACCCCAGCCCUCUGCAUUGUUUUUCUAACAUGAUGUAGAAUACUAGCUUCUUUCUCUGUGUAGCCUUGGAGUGGAUUUUUCCCUUGGAAGCUGGAGCUCCCCGUUUCUUCAGAUUUUUCAAAUAAUUCAUUUUUUCCCUUUUGGGUACAUAGACAUGUAGAACAGGCAUGAGGACAUAUGAAAAAAUAUAAAUGAAAUUUCGGAGUUACUGUCAUUUCUGAGGGCAUCACCUGGGAUAACGACACCUUGAAGCCUUUGUUGAGUGUCUCUACAAUAAUUGAACAUUGAUUUGGCAUGCUUUCCUCUGAAUUAAAAUCGUGUCAUACACUGGAAGCACUAAGUAAAAGUCUGCAUAUGAGUUAUUUGAACUGGUAGUAGUGUACAUUGAUGACUUUGGAUAUUGA
Messenger RNA from Sapajus apella (tufted capuchin), 4783 nucleotides. RefSeq names its product IQ motif containing GTPase activating protein 1 (gene IQGAP1). The transcript is spliced from 30 exons. The record is from RefSeq and is a predicted model, not a curated record. Gene Ontology annotation, cellular component: nucleus; cytoplasm. Gene Ontology annotation, biological process: regulation of GTPase activity; regulation of actin cytoskeleton organization. Bases 119 to 4057 code for a protein of 1312 amino acids. NCBI's taxonomy places the organism in Eukaryota, Metazoa, Chordata, Mammalia, Primates, Cebidae. Gene Ontology annotation, molecular function: GTPase activator activity; calmodulin binding; actin filament binding.